Molecule: messenger RNA, 2996 nt
Organism: Stomoxys calcitrans (stable fly)
Lineage: Eukaryota; Metazoa; Arthropoda; Insecta; Diptera; Muscidae
Gene: gammaCOP
Product: coatomer subunit gamma
Exons: 8
Coding region: 119-2752 (877 amino acids)
Biological process (GO): protein secretion; organelle transport along microtubule; intra-Golgi vesicle-mediated transport
Cellular component (GO): endoplasmic reticulum-Golgi intermediate compartment; endoplasmic reticulum; Golgi membrane
Molecular function (GO): structural molecule activity
Source: RefSeq, a predicted model, not a curated record
GUCUAUUCGCCCUGUGUGACGUGUUACAAUUUUCAUUGAGUCGAAAACCUUCUAUAUUUUAGCAAACAUAUUAAUAUUUUUGGUUUUGAUAUAAGAUCCCGGCGUGUUUAAGAUAAAGAUGGGCUCAUUCCGUAGAGAAAAGGAAGACGAAGAAGAGGGUCCUACCAACAUUUAUCAAAAUUUGGAAAAAACAUCGGUAUUGCAGGAAACAAGGGCUUUUAACGACACACCAGUGAAUCCAAGAAAAUGCAUUCACAUCUUAACCAAGAUUUUAUAUCUAAUCAAUCAGGGAGAACAACUUGGUACACGAGAAGCAACCGACUGCUUCUUUGCCAUGACGAAACUUUUCCAGUCUAAAGAUGUGGUGUUGCGACGCAUGGUCUACUUGGGCAUCAAGGAGUUGUCGGGAGUGGCGGAAGAUGUCAUCAUUGUUACCAGUUCAUUGACCAAAGAUAUGACUGGCAAAGAAGAUUUGUAUCGUGCUGCAGCCAUACGUGCCCUAUGUAGCAUCACUGACAACACCAUGUUGCAAGCUGUCGAACGUUAUAUGAAACAAUGCAUUGUCGAUAAGAAUGCAGCAGUGUCGUGUGCGGCUCUGGUUAGUUCUCUUAGAUUGGCCAGCACUGCUGGCGAUGUAGUAAAGCGGUGGGCUAAUGAAGCACAAGAGGCCUUGAACAGUGACAAUAUCAUGGUACAAUAUCAUGCUUUGGGUUUGUUGUACCAUAUCAGAAAAUCCGAUCGUUUGGCUGUUACCAAAUUGGUUAACAAGCUUACGCGUAAUUCAAUGAAAAGUCCAUAUGCCGUUUGUAUGCUGAUACGUAUAGCAUGUAAACUCAUCGAAGAAGAGGAUAUAUCCGCAGAUGAAAUGUCUGAAUCUCCCAUGUUCACUUUUAUUGAAUCUUGCUUGCGGCACAAAAGCGAAAUGGUCAUUUACGAAGCAGCACAUGCUAUUGUUAAUUUGAAAAAUACAAACGCCCGUGUCCUCUCGCCGGCAUUUUCAAUUCUGCAACUGUUUUGCAGUUCGCCAAAGGCUACAUUGCGUUUUGCAGCUGUACGUACUUUAAAUAAAGUGGCAAUGACCCAUCCUGCUGCAGUUACCACUUGCAAUUUGGACUUAGAAGGCCUUAUAGCGGACUCCAAUCGUUCGGUUGCUACGCUUGCAAUUACAACUUUGUUAAAAACCGGCGCCGAGUCGUCGGUGGAACGUUUAAUGAAACAAAUUUCUUCGUUUGUGGCCGAAAUAUCCGACGAAUUUAAAGUAGUCGUUGUGCAAGCCAUUUGCUCAUUGUGCACAAAAUAUCCACGUAAGCACACGGUCCUUAUGAAUUUCCUGAGUGGCAUGUUGCGCGAAGAGGGUGGCUUGGAAUACAAAACUUCCAUAGUCGACACUAUUAUCACGAUCAUUGAGGAGAAUGCAGAGGCAAAGGAGUCCGGUCUAUCGCAUUUGUGCGAAUUCAUUGAAGAUUGUGAACAUGUCUCGCUGGCUGUUCGAAUCUUGCAUCUUUUGGGCAAGGAGGGGCCUUUUGCUAAUCAACCUUCUAAGUAUAUACGAUUUAUCUACAAUCGUGUCAUUUUGGAGAGUCCCAUUGUACGAGCUGCAGCAGUAACAGCAUUGGCUCAAUUUGGGGCUUCUUGUCCUGCCUUAUUGGGCAAUAUAAUGGUACUUCUUGGGCGCUGUCAGAUGGAUCCCGAUGAUGAAGUUCGAGAUCGUGCUACUUAUUAUUUACAUCUUCUGCAAACCGAAAAAUCUGAACUAUAUAAACAUUACAUCAUUGAGCGGGAAACAUGUUCUUUAGCAUUGUUGGAGAAGGCGCUUAUUGAUCACUUGAACGGUGAUUGUAAUACUGGAUUUGAUCUUACUAUUGUUCCAAAAGCUGCCAUUGUUAAGGAGGACAUUAAGGAUGAGGCAAUGUUGGUUUCCAAUGCUCCUCGUGCCCCUAAAAUUACACGAGAAGAAGAAAGUGCCGCACGUCUCGCUCAAUUGCCUGGUAUUCAUGCACUAGGUCCCAUACAUCGCACAGCGCCAGCAAUUCAACUUACAGAAAGUGAAACAGAAUAUACGGUGUCGUGCAUUAAGCACAUAUUCCCAAAUCAUGUUGUAUUCCAGUUUGAUUGUUUAAACACCUUAUCGGAUCAAUUUUUGGAAAAUGUUCGCGUGGAACUAACAAUUCCGGAUGGUUUUAUUACACGUGCAGUUAUACCAUGUCCCAAAUUGCCCUACAAUGAGCUACAAACAACAUUUGUUAUUGUAGAGUUCCCUCAAGAUGUGGGAAGUUCCACAGCUACUUUCGGGGCUACUUUAAGAUUUUUGGUUAAAGACUGUGAUCCCAAUACGGGUGAACCAGAUUCCGAAGAUGGCUACGAUGACGAAUAUAUGCUUGAAGAUAUGGAGAUAACAGUGGCAGAUCAAAUACAAAAAACAAAGAAGAGCAAUUUCCAGGCUGUAUGGGAUGCUGCCGACACUGAAGAAUGGGUUGAAGCCGAAGACACAUAUUCCUUAUCAACUGUCAAUACUCUUCAAGAGGCUGUCAACACAAUAAUUAAAUUCUUAGGUUUGGGUCCUGCUAAUCUCUCGGAAAAGGUACCGGAAGGUGUCGCAACGCAUACUUUGCUUUGUUCGGGUACAUUCAGAGGCGGGGCUGAGAUUUUGGUACGCGCCAAACUAGCCUUGUCGGACGGUGUUACUAUGCAGCUAACAGUUCGAACCACUUACCCAGAAGUAGCGGAGUUAGUGACAGCUGCUAUAGGAUAAGAGUAUCCCGACAAACUUCACACACAAGGAAGUUUUUCACAAGUAACCUACACAAUAUUCUGAUGCAUUGAAAUGCGUUGAAAUGUAAGAAGUAUUUUCUUUCUAUGAAACAUAUAGAUACUGCAGACAAAAAAUAAGGUUUAUUAUGUGUACUAUUCAUUAAGGAAUAUUAUUACCAUUAGUUGUUAUUGAAAGCCGAAUAAAAUUCGUUUGAAUUACUUGUGUCGCAAGCAAGAGACACUAA